This is a messenger RNA of Zymoseptoria tritici IPO323, 1473 nucleotides long. RefSeq lists its product as uncharacterized. The record is from RefSeq and is a predicted model, not a curated record. The transcript is spliced from 3 exons. Lineage: Eukaryota; Fungi; Ascomycota; Dothideomycetes; Mycosphaerellales; Mycosphaerellaceae. Bases 1 to 1473 code for a protein of 490 amino acids.
AUGGCUCUUUGCCAAGGCAAGAAGAUCGAGGAAGCAUCCAUAGACCAGCUCCAGAGCUACCUCUCCAACGGUGAUAUCACCUCCCAACAGCUCGCAAUCUGCUACAUCCAACGCAUCUGGCAGACCGAUGACUACAUCAACGCCGUUCUGGAACUAAACCCAGACUUCCUCGAGAUCGCUGCUGCCUGGGCACUGCAAGGCUCGAUUGUCCCUCGAGAUGCUCAUGUAGUGCACAGACUGCGCGAAGCGGGCGCUCUUCUGCUCGGCAAGGCGACACUCAGCGAGUGGGCGGAUAUGCGCUCCAACAACUACUCGGAAGGGUACUCCGCUCGUGGGGGACAGUGUCGAUCUGCAUACAACCUGACAGUCAACCCAGGAGGGAGCAGCAGUGGUUCGGCGGUUGGAGUGGCCGCGAAUGUGUUUCCAUUUGCUCUUGGAACCGAGACUGAUGGCAGCAUCAUCAAUCCUGCCGAGCGGAAUGCCAUUGUCGGACUGAAGCCGACUGUUGGCUUGACGUCCAGGGCGGGAGUGAUACCAGAGUCUCUCAACCAGGAUACGGUCGGUGUGCUUGCGAAGAGCGUUCGAGAUGCUGUUUACGUUCUCGAUGCCAUUUAUGGCCCUGAUGAGAGAGACAACGAGACAUCAGCACAGAUCAAUCAUACGCCAACCGGAGGAUAUACGCAUUUCUUGGCCAAUAGUAAGGCGUUGAGGAAUGCUUCGUUCGGCAUCCCAUGGGAGAGCUUUUGGCGCUUCGCCAGUGCAGAGCAGCUGACCACACUGACUGCCAUGGUGAAUCUUAUUGACGAAGCGGGAGCUACCAUUGUCAAUAACACAGAGUUGCUUGAUCAUGAGACGACAGUCUCUCAGAACGGCUGGAACUGGGACUACGGUAACGAGUACACUUACAUUAAAAGCGACUUCUAUCGCAACAUCAACUCCUACCUCGCUGAGCUGAACGACACCAACGUUCGUUCGCUGGAAGACAUUGUUGCAUACAACUAUGCCAACGAUGGCACAGAAGGCGGCUAUCCGUGGCCACUCGGGACUCCAGCAUUUUACUCCGGUCAAGAUGGUCUCCUGGCCAGCCUAGAGACCAAGGGCGUCCAAGAUGAGACGUACUGGCAGGCCUUGAACUUCUGCCGUGCGAGCACUCGUGAGCGCGGCAUCGACCAUGCCUUGGCUCAAGGGCCGAAUGGCACAAAGCUCGAUGCACUGUUGGUCCCGCCUGAUGUUGGCCAGUCCUAUCAAAUCGCCGCUCAAGCUGGAUAUCCGGUCAUCACGAUUCCGGCAGGCGUGAAUGCUGGGAGUGAGAUGCCAUACGGGUUCGCGUUGAUACAAUCUGCGUGGCGGGAGGACGCUCUUGUGAAAUGGGCAUCUGCGAUCGAGGACCUGAUGAAGGAGACGGCGUAUGAACGUACGUUGCCGAGGUGGCUUGGCUACUUGCAGCGGAACAUAUUUGUCAUUAACGCUUGA